This is a messenger RNA of Lindgomyces ingoldianus, 3106 nucleotides long. RefSeq names its product endoribonuclease YSH1. The record is from RefSeq and is a predicted model, not a curated record. Gene Ontology annotation, cellular component: mRNA cleavage and polyadenylation specificity factor complex. Gene Ontology annotation, biological process: mRNA 3'-end processing by stem-loop binding and cleavage. NCBI's taxonomy places the organism in Eukaryota, Fungi, Ascomycota, Dothideomycetes, Pleosporales, Lindgomycetaceae. The transcript has 5 exons. Gene Ontology annotation, molecular function: RNA endonuclease activity; RNA binding; 5'-3' exonuclease activity. The coding region runs from base 237 to 2816 and encodes 859 amino acids.
CACAACUCUCCUUCACCUGUGACUCUACACGCCACUCCAGUGUGCGCGUCUCGUGACUCCCGUGCGUGCAAAGAAGCUGCUUGAACUGUCUCCUUCACAUUGUGCGCGGUCCCGUGUCGCUACGGCUCUAUUCCGAAGCAUUCACCCAAAACAAGCGGCCACCAAAGACCGUUGCGCCGCAUACGAUACGCGCCUUCCCUACUAACUAAACAGCUUUCUGGACAGUGCGCGGCAGCAUGGCGACCAAACGGAAGCUCGCUGCUAUGGCCCCCGACGACGACGAUCCCGUAGACCCCGCCGACGAGCUCAUGUUCUUGUGUCUGGGAGGAGGAAAUGAAGUUGGCCGGUCCUGUCAUAUCAUCCAGUACAAAGGAAAGACAGUCAUGCUUGAUGCUGGCAUGCACCCUGCUUACGAGGGCUUGUCUGCCAUGCCCUUCUACGACGAGUUUGACCUCAGCACCGUCGAUGUUCUUCUGAUUUCCCAUUUCCAUGUCGACCACGCCGCUUCACUCCCCUACGUCCUUGCGAAGACUAACUUUAAGGGCCGGGUCUUCAUGACACAUCCCACCAAAGCCAUCUAUAAAUGGCUGAUCCAAGACUCCGUCCGCGUUGGCAACAUGUCCAGUUCCUCCGAAACAAAAGUCCAGAUGUACACAGAAGCCGACCACCUGAGCACCUUUUCCUCCAUUGAAGCCAUCGACUUCUACACAACCCACACCAUCUCCGGCAUUCGAAUAACACCAUAUCCGGCCGGUCACGUGCUAGGAGCAGCUAUGUUCUUGAUAGAGAUAGCGGGGCUGAAGACUCUAUUUACGGGGGAUUACUCGAGAGAGGAUGACAGACACUUGGUCUCCGCGACAGUUCCGAAAGACAUCAAAAUCGAUGUUCUCAUCACCGAAUCUACAUUCGGCAUCUCAACACACAUCCCACGUCUCCAGCGCGAGACGCAGCUCAUGAAGUCCAUCACCGACAUUCUGAAUCGAGGUGGCCGAGCUCUCCUCCCUGUCUUUGCCUUGGGUCGAGCUCAAGAACUGCUGCUCAUCCUCGACGAGUAUUGGACUAAACACCCAGAAUACCAAAAGAUACCAAUCUAUUACAACUCGAGCUUGGCCAGAAAGUGCAUGGUGGUCUAUCAGACAUACGUAUCCGCCAUGAACGACAACAUCAAGCGACUUUUCCGCGAACGUAUGGCAGAGGCCGAAGCCGCAGGCGAUGUGGGCAAAGGCGGGCCGUGGGACUUCCGGUUCGUUCGUAGUCUAAAAUCGCUCGAACGUUUCGACGAUAUGGGCGGUUGCGUUAUGCUUGCUUCCCCUGGUAUGAUGCAAUCUGGUACCUCUCGAGAGCUUCUCGAGCGCUGGGCCCCAGAUGCACGAAAUGGGGUUAUCAUCACUGGAUACUCGGUCGAAGGCACGAUGGCGAAACAGAUUGUUCAUGAACCCGAAAGUAUUCCGGCUAUUACAAUGAAGAACACGAAUAUGACGCGACGACCGGGACAGAAGGAAGGAGAGCCGACGUUGAUUCCUCGACGAUGCAGCGUACAGGAAUUCAGUUUUGCGGCCCAUGUUGAUGGAAAGGAGAAUAUGGAGUUUGUGCAAGAAGUUGCUGCACCAGUUGUCAUCCUCGUACACGGCGAAAAGGGCAACAUGACACGCCUAAAAUCCAAGCUACUCUCCUUCAACGCACAAAAAACCAUCCCCGUGAAAAUAUACUCCCCAGCCAACUGCGAAGAACUCCGCAUCCCCUUCAAAACGGACAAGGUCGCCAAAGUCGUCGGCAAGCUCGCUUCAAUCCCUCCCCCACUCCCACGCAAAAAGUCUACCUCAGAAGACAGUGGAGACGAGGAGGAAGAAGGCUUACAGGAACCGAGCCUGCUCCCGGGCGUGCUGGUUCAGAACGAUUUCAAGAUUUCCCUGAUGUCGCCUGAGGAUUUGAAAGAAUAUGCGGGUUUGACGACGACGUCGAUUAUGUGUCGGCAGUCGAUUACGCUGUCGGCGGCAGGAGUGGAGCUUAUUCGUUGGGCGUUGGAAGGGACGUUUGGUGCUAUCAAGGAGUUAACGGUGACUGAUGCGGCGAUCAAUGGAAAAGAAGUCAAUGGUAAUGGGCCGCACAAGGAGGAAGAAGCUGACGAGGAAAUCGAGAGGAGCAAGAAAGCGUUCCAGGUCAUGGACUGUGUGACGGUGAAAUGCGGUGCUGGAGGGAACAUCGAGGUGGAGUGGGAGGGAAACAUGAUCAAUGAUGGGAUUGCAGAUGCCGUGCUUGCGGUACUAUUUACAGUUGAAAGUAGUCCGGCGGCUGUGAGACAAUCAUCCCGAUCGCACUCGCACUCCCCCCCUCCCUCAACUUCCCACCAGCCAUCCCUACUCCUAGCCCACCGUUUCAAACAACCCAACCCCUACAAAACCCCCGACCCCUCCACUCGCCUCUCCCGCCUCUUCCUCUUCCUCGAAGCACAAUUCGGUGCCGACGCCAUCCACCCAAUUCCCUACCCUCGAAACUCCACAUCCACCUCCGGUACGACCCCAAUUCCACCCUUCUCGACCACACCCUCCGAUUCUCCAUUCUCCGUAGCAACCUCCCCUACCAUCCCCCUCUCCUCUACUGAAACCAUCGAGUUCAGCCCCGCGGAUAAAGCAGAGUUGAAAAGGCUGCAUAAUUUGGGAAUUCCAGUACCGGGUGUAGAGAUCCGGUUUGAUAAAUAUGUUGCGAAAGUGUGGCUAGAGGAUUUGGAUGUAGAGUGUGCGAGUCGGCCGCUGAGGGAUCGAGUUAAGGCUGUUGUGGAGAGGAGUGUGGAGACGGUUGCCGGGCUGUGGGUGUGAUUGAUGGAGGGCGAAAGGAAGUAGAUGAGGGGAAAAGGAUGAUGGGAAGAAGAAGAAGAAGAAGAAGAAGAAGAAGAAGAAGAAAUAGUAAAAGGGGACGAUGUAAGACGUCAGUUUUUGAUCAGUCAUGCAACUGUGAUGGCGCAGUUUCAUGGCGAGGCGAGCAACGAAGGUAGAGCAGAUUGGAGGCAAAUGUGAGCUUGGUCUUCUCUGAUCUUCUCUGAUCUCACCUAGACCAUGCGGGCGUUUUGGCAUGGAUGGAUAAGAACUUCGACUUUGGCUAUGCGGGC